Molecule: messenger RNA, 786 nt
Organism: Xyrichtys novacula (pearly razorfish)
Lineage: Eukaryota; Metazoa; Chordata; Actinopteri; Labriformes; Labridae
Source: the annotation of a GenBank genome assembly
AUGAAAGGUAGGGGUAGGAGGGGGUCUAGGGCUGGGUGGGAGGAUGGAAGUGUAGGGAAAGGGGAUGGGGGACAGGGGAGAGAAGGAAAGAGACCAAGAACGAACAGUCAAAAUUCAUCGAACGAAGAAGACAUGGAGAAUUUUAGUUCUGAGGGAGAGAGCAGGGAGGAAGGAACUAGGUUGGUUAUACGGUUUGCUGAGGGAGGUGGGAAAGGGAAAAUGAAUUCGUUUAAGCUGACAAGGGAACUGACAGGGAAGUGCGGAGAGCUGAAGUAUGCGAGGGUUUUGGGAGAUGGCAAUUUGCUUGCGGAAUGUUCAACUGAUGUCCAGGAAGCCUUGGUGAGGAAGUUAACUAAGGUGGGUGAGAGUAGAGUGGUGAGGGUUGUGCGGGUUGGAGUGCAGGGGAGAAGAUGUAAGGGAGUGAUUACUGGGAUUCCUAUGGAGGUAGGGGAUGAGGAGUUGAAGGAGAAGCUAUGUGCUAGGGGCAUGGGAAUUGUCAAUGUUAAAAGAAUGACAAGGGGUCCAGAAAAGAAGACAACUGAGACAGUGUUUGUAGAAUUUGAAGGAGAGGUAAUCCCAGAUAAAGUGUACCUAGAGUACAUUAGCUAUUUUGUGAGGGCAUUUAUACCGAAGCCGAUGAGGUGUUACAAGUGUCAGUCAUUUGGCCACAUUGCAAGAUAUUGUAAGGAGAACAGGAGAUGUGCGAGGUGCACUGGGGACCAUGAGUAUGGGAAAUGUGGGGAGGGUACCAAGCCAAGAUGCUGUAGCUGUGGGGGGGAAACAUAG